Cyphellophora attinorum is the source of this 1974-nucleotide messenger RNA. RefSeq names its product Methionine--tRNA ligase, cytoplasmic. The record is from RefSeq and is a predicted model, not a curated record. NCBI's taxonomy places the organism in Eukaryota, Fungi, Ascomycota, Eurotiomycetes, Chaetothyriales, Cyphellophoraceae. Gene Ontology annotation, biological process: methionyl-tRNA aminoacylation. The transcript is spliced from 2 exons. The coding region runs from base 1 to 1974 and encodes 657 amino acids. Gene Ontology annotation, molecular function: methionine-tRNA ligase activity; ATP binding. Gene Ontology annotation, cellular component: cytosol; aminoacyl-tRNA synthetase multienzyme complex.
AUGGCUACGAAACCAAAGAUCUUGCCAGAGGAAGGCAAACGAAACAUCCUCAUCACUUCGGCGUUGCCGUACGUCAAUAAUGUCCCGCAUCUGGGCAACAUAGUGGGCUCCGUCCUCAGCGCCGACGUCUUCUCGCGCUACAACAAGGCUCGUGGCCGACCGACAUUAUACGUCUGCGGCACCGACGAAUAUGGCACAGCGACCGAAACACAGGCACUGAAGGAGGGUGUCAGCCCAGAGGCACUGUGCGCAAAAUACAACAAGAUCCACGCCGAGAUCUACGAGUGGUUCGAGAUUGGCUUCGACAUCUUUGGACGAACUCCGACGCGGCAACACACAGAGAUCUCACAAGCAAUAUUCAAACAGCUGCACGAGAAAGACUUCCUCGUGGAGCACACAAACACACAGCCAUUCUGUGAAAAGCAUGGCAAGUUUCUCGCAGAUCGCUUCAUCGAGGGCACGUGCCCCAAGUGCGGCUACGAUGAUGCGCGGGGAGAUCAGUGCGACAACUGCGGCACUCUGAUUGAUCCGCUCGAGCUCAUCAAGCCGCGCUGCAAGGUCGAUGGAGCCACACCAGUUGUCAGAGAGACCAAGCACCAGUACCUGCGGUUAGACGUGCUGCAAGAAAAGGUGGAUGAGUGGGCCCGAAAGUCGAUCAAGAAAGGCGGGUGGUCGAGAAAUGCGGCAGUCAUCACAGAGUCGUGGCUGAAGCAAGGUCUGAAAGAGCGAGGCAUCACAAGAGAUCUGCAGUGGGGUGUCCCUGUACCGUUACCAGGCUACGACAACAAGGUCUUCUAUGUCUGGUUCGAGGCCUGCAUCGGCUAUCCUUCUAUCACCGCCAACUACACCGAAGACUGGAAGAAAUGGUGGCACAAUCCCGAACAGGUAAGCCUGUACCAAUUCAUGGGCAAAGACAACGUCCCAUUCCACUCCGUCGUCUUCCCAGCAUGUCAAAUCGGCACUGGGGACAAUUGGACACAACUCCACCACCUCUCCGCAACAGAAUAUCUCAACUACGAAGACGGCAAAUUCAGCAAAAGCAGAGGCAUCGGCGUCUUCGGCAACAACGCCAAAGACACAGGCGUGCCAGCUGACGUCUGGCGCUACUAUCUCCUUAAGAACCGACCAGAGUCAAGCGACACACAAUUCGGCUGGGACGCCUUCGUCGACGGCAACAAUACCGAACUCCUCGCCAAGCUGGGCAAUUUUGUCAACCGCGUAGUGAAGCUCGUCAACUCGCCCAAAGCCUAUUCCGGUGUCAUCCCAGACUUCGACCCGUCCAACCUCCCCGAAUCAUUUGACUCCCACCUCAAAGAUAUCACCGAACAAAUCCAACAAUACCUCAGCGAAAUGGAAGCCGUCAAGCUCCGCCAAGGCCUCGCCACCGCCAUGCGAAUCGCCGAAGCAGGUAACGGCUUGAUCCAAGCACAUCGACUAGACAAUGCACUCAUCGCUAGCGAUCCCAAACUGGCUGGCGCUGUAGUCGGCACCGUCAUCAACCUCAUCCUGCUGUGCUCCGCUGUAUUCGAGCCCUACCUCCCCGCAACCUGCGCUUCGAUCCGAAAACAGCUCAACUCGGAUUUCCUCUUAAUCCCCUCGGAGGAAGACAUCGCGAGUGGUUGGAAGCCAACAUACAUCAAACCCGGCCACAAGAUCGGCCAAGCUGAGUAUCUGUUCAAGACAAUUGACGAGAAGAAGAAAGUCGAGUGGAAGGAGUACUAUGGCGGUAAUCAGGCUGAGCGUGAGGCAAAGAAGGCAGAAGAGGCGAAGAAGGCUGCAAAGAAGGCCGCAGAUAAAGAGAGAGCUAAAGCGAAGAAGGCGGCAAAGAAGCAGGCCGGCGCCGGCUCGGGCGAGGGUAGUGUCGAACAGAGCGCAAAGGGAGGCCCGGAUACGGCUGCAGCCAACGGUGUUGACGGUGACGUGGUCGACAAGGUUGUGGAUGGUGUAGCACAGGUCACGAUACCUACCUCGUGA